Messenger RNA from Linum tenue, 2100 nucleotides. The record is from the annotation of a GenBank genome assembly. NCBI's taxonomy places the organism in Eukaryota, Viridiplantae, Streptophyta, Magnoliopsida, Malpighiales, Linaceae.
AUGACCACCGCUACAGCCGCCGUCACCACCAUCAACGACCUCCCUGAGGCUAUCCUCUCCGUAAUCGUCGCCUCCGUCUCCGACACCCGGGCACGCAACUCCCUCUCCCUAGUGAACCAGAAGUUCCUUUCAUUGGAGCGAGCCACGCGCUCCUCCCUCGCCAUCCGGGGCAACGCGCGGGACCUCUUCCUCAUCCCGACCUGCUUCCGAUCCGUCACUCACCUCGACCUCUCUCUGCUCUCCCCCUGGGGCCACUCCUUCCUCCUCUCCUCCGCCGACGCCCAAUUGCUGGCCGCCCUCCUCGCCGGCAAGUUCCCUUCCGUCACUUCCCUCACCGUCUACUCCCGAUCUCCCCUCACCCUAGACGUCUUGCUCGCCCACUGGCCCCGAUUGAGCCAUCUCAAGCUCAUCCGCUGGCACCAGCGCCCUUCCUCCCUCCAGCUCGGCGACGAUUUCGAGCCCCUCUUCCGACAUUGCGCCCACCUCCGGAGCCUCGAUCUCUCCAAUUUCUACUACUGGACCGAGGACCUGCCUCCGGUUCUGCAGCGGCAUCCCCUCGUCUCCAAGUCCCUCACGCGCUUGAACCUGCUCACGGUCUCGCUCAGCGAUGGGUUCAAGGCGGAGGAGAUUGUCGCCGUCACGGCCGCUUGCGGCAAUCUGACCGAGUUUCUCGUCGCCUGCACGUUCGAUCCAAAUUACAACGGAUUCAUCGGCGACGAGACGCUGGUCGCGAUUGCUGCCAAUUGCCCCAAAUUAUCCAUUCUCCAUCUAGUCGAUACGGCGUCGCUGCUGACAGUCAGAAGGGCUCCCGAGGAAGACGGUUACACAGCGGAGGACGCGCUGGUGACUCUGGUGGGGCUGACGGAAUUCUUGGCAGGGCUUCCGCUUUUGGAGGAGCUGGUUCUGGACGUUUGCAAAAACAUUAGGAGCAGCUCCACAGCUCUGGAAGCUCUGAAACGGAAAUGCCCCAAAUUGAAAGUGCUCAAGUUAGGGCAUUUCCAUGGAAUUUGUCUGGCGAUUGAGUCGCAGCUUGAUGGGGUUGCCUUGUGCUCGGGGCUGGAAUCGUUAUCCAUCAAGAACUCGGCUGAUUUGACUGACAUGGUGUUGAUAGAGAUUGCCAGGGGUUGCAGCAAGCUUUGGAAAUUUGAGGUUGAGGGUUGCAAUAACAUAACAGUACAGGGUAUGAGGACGAUGGCUUGUUUGCUUCAUAAGACGCUUGCCGAGGUUAAGAUCUCCGCUUGCAGGAAUCUCAAUGCGGUUUCUUCGGUGCGUGCUCUGGAGCCUGUCUGCCACCGAAUCGAGAGAUUGCACAUAGACUGCGUGUGGGAUGGCCUGGAGAAGGAAGAGUAUGGUAGUUGCCUCGGUUUCGAUUUGAAUGAGGGUCUCUAUGAUGAGGACAGUUAUGGUAGCGACACGAAGAAAUGCAAGUACUCUUCUUCAGAGUCGUCGUCCUAUCAUUACAGUAAUGGGAAUGGGUUCAGCAGCAGCACAAGAACAUGGCAGAGGCUCAAGUAUCUCUCUUUAUGGAUUCCUGUUGGCGAGCUAUUGACGCCAUUGCCGAGGGCUGGUCUUGAGGAUUGUCCCAAAUUGGAGGAAAUUCGAAUAAAAGUUGAAGGAGAUUGCAGAGAGAGACCAAAACCAUCCCAGGGUGGUUUUGGGUUGAACACUCUGGCCGAGUGUUAUCCUGAGCUGUGGAAGAUGCAGCUGGAUUGCAGCGAGACGAUUGGUUACGUGCUCACAGCUCCAUCGGGGUCAAUGGAUCUGAGCCUUUGGGAGAGGUUUUUCUUGAAUGAUAUAGAGAGCUUGAGCAUUGUGGAGCUUGAUUACUGGCCGCCUCAGGAUCGGGAGGUUAACCAGAGAAGUCUGUCGCUCCCAGCAGUUGCGUUGCUUUCCAGAUCCCGGACGUUGAGGAAGCUGUUCAUCCAUGGGACUGCACACGAGCAUUUCAUGAGGUUCUUCCUGGCGAUUCCUAGCUUGAGAGAUAUGCAGCUGAGGGAAGACUACUAUCCGGCUCCAGAAAAUGAAAUGAGUACCGAGAUGAGAGUGGACUCCUGCAGUCGGUUUGAGGAUGCGCUGAAUUCAAGACACAUCCCUGACUGA